AUGGAUCGCAACGUCUAUGAAGCUUGUAGUGAUCUGAUAAAAAGAUAUAAAUCGUAUACUGCUGGACCAGAUGAAGUCUUAGCUGAAAAAUUAGAUCAUCUUGUACCCAUUCCUUUUCUUACCAGGGAAGAAUUGGAAAAAGUUGCUAGUAAUGAUAGGGACCAAGGUUUAUAUACAGGUGAAUUGAUUCCUUCUAUCGAUUUGAGAGUUCUGCAUUAUUAUGCAACGCAAUUAUGUUUGAAAAAAUAUCCUCAUUUAUUAAAUAAAUUCGAUGAUUCAAGUUUGAUCUCAUUAGGUUUGUUAGUCGAAAAAUGGGUGAAAGAUUUUUUAGUUGCAAGACAAGAUAGAACUAAAAUUAAUCCAGGAGUCUCACAAAUGUUAUCGAAGAUUGUUAACUACGAAGAAGAUCCAGCCAAUAUAUAA
This is a messenger RNA of Tetrapisispora phaffii CBS 4417, 423 nucleotides long. It is a transcript of the gene RRN10, whose product is annotated as Rrn10p. Gene Ontology annotation, molecular function: RNA polymerase I cis-regulatory region sequence-specific DNA binding. Gene Ontology annotation, cellular component: RNA polymerase I upstream activating factor complex. The record is from RefSeq and is a predicted model, not a curated record. Gene Ontology annotation, biological process: nucleolar large rRNA transcription by RNA polymerase I. The transcript has a single exon. Lineage: Eukaryota; Fungi; Ascomycota; Saccharomycetes; Saccharomycetales; Saccharomycetaceae. The coding region runs from base 1 to 423 and encodes 140 amino acids.